UAUCUUUGUAGGGCGAAGAUUUAUCACUUGCAGUUCUCUGAGACACAGAGACAUUUGUUACUUACUGUGCAUGGUCUGAGCAACAAAUCCAUAUCUGCAUUUUUGACUGACAAGUAUCUUAUCUGUGUUUGGAAUAUAUGGCAGCCGUCUUCUCCACAGAACAUUCUCAUGUGUGAGUCCGAGGUGAAAUGCUGUUGUUUUAGUCCCGGUAGAGCAUCUCUGGUAUUUGCUGGCACAGUAGAUGGUUCUGUGUUAGUAUGGGACCUGCGAGAGGACUUCAAUAUGCAUCAGAGUUUAACGAUAGAAGAUGUUAACUGGACGUUCAGAUCUGUAACAUUUUCUACUGAUGGUGUUUUUAGUUAUGUGAAUCACACACACCCGGUAAAAUCAAUAGAACCUGUUCCUACUGUAGAAGCAAAGGAGCAUGGGAUAUCUGCAUUAUCCUCUGAAGGA
This is a messenger RNA of Staurois parvus, 453 nucleotides long. NCBI's taxonomy places the organism in Eukaryota, Metazoa, Chordata, Amphibia, Anura, Ranidae. The record is from the annotation of a GenBank genome assembly.